AUGGCGCGGGUUGGACCCGGGAGGGCGGGGGUCUCUUGCCGGGGCCGGGGCGGGAGCGGUCAGCGGCGACCUCCAACCUGGGAGAUCUCAGACUCCGACGCUGAGGACUCCGCCGGCUCGGAGGCCGCCGCGAGAGCCCGGGACCCAGCGGGUGAGCGCAGGGCGGCUGCCGAGGCGUUGCGGCUGCUGCGGCCGGAGCAGGUCCUGAAGCGCCUCGCGGUGUGCGUGGACACAGCCAUCCUGGAAGACGCCGGUGCCGACGUCCUGAUGGAGGCCCUGGAGGCCCUGGGCUGCGAGUGCCGCAUCGAGCCCCAGCGCCCGGCCCGCAGCCUGCGGUGGACCCGAGCGAGUCCCGACCCCUGCCCCCGCAGCCUGCCUCCUGAAGUGUGGGCUGCAGGUGAACAGGAAUUGCUGCUGCUGCUGGAGCCCGAGGAGUUUCUGCAGGGCGUCGCCACACUGACCCAGAUCUCUGGCCCAACCCGCUGGGUGCCCUGGAUCUCCCCCGAGACCACCGCCCGGCCCCACCUGGCUGUCAUCGGGCUGGAUGCCUACCUGUGGUCUCGCCAGCACGUUUCCCGGGGGACACAGCAGCCAGAGAGCCCGAAGGUGGCCGGUGCCGAGGUGGCCGUCAGCUGGCCGGAGGUGGAAGAGGUGAGGGCCUGUCUGAGCUGGGUGAGUCAGGUGGCCUGGGUCCCAGUGAUUGGGCUGCUGGCUGGGUUUGGUUCCCAGCAUGGUACAUGGGGCAGCUAUCAGCUGUGUGUCCCGGGUAGCCUUCCUCUGGCUCGUGCCCACCAGCUUGCCUCCUCCCCAGGCCCUGGUACUCCUGCAGCUCUGGGCAAACCUGGACGUGCUACUGGUGGCCUCUUGGCAGGAGCUGAGUCGGCACGUGUGCGCCAUUACCAAGGCUCUCGCCCAGUAUCCCCUCAAGUGCGUGAUGCCAAGGCUGAAGGGGGGCAGGAUCACCUCAAGGUGGUGGUGCCUCCCCGGCCUUUGGGGAGCUGCUCACGAGGUUCUAAAAGGCUUCUCCCUGUCCCCAGGCAGUACCGAGAAUCCCAGGCUUUCUCCUUCUGCACAGCAGGGCGCUGGGCAGCCGGCGAGCCAGUGGCAAGAGACGGCACAGGGCUGCAGGCGGCCUGGCGGAGGCAGAUCAGGCAGUUCAGUCGGGUCAGCCCAGCCGUGGCUGAUGCGGUUGUCACAGCCUUCCCCUCGCCCCGCCUUCUGCAGCAGGCGCUUGAGGCCUGCAGCACGGAGCAGGAGCGCAUGGGACUCCUAGCCGACCUUCCUGUGCUGCCCAGUGAAGGCGCGCGUCCCCGCAGGGUGGGGCCUGACCUCUCCCGCCGCAUCUGCCUCUUCCUGACCACAGCCAACCCUGAUCUCCUGCUGGACCUGGGCUCCUGACCACAAGUGGGACCACCAGGACAGCAUGCAGCCUUGGGGACCAGACACCCUGGGCAGUGGGGGAGGACCCCAGCCACAUGUGGACCCUCAGCCUGGCGGCAGUCCUUGCCCCGGUGGGCCGAGUGCAGGCUGCUACAGAAGGAGGCCUCGCUCUGCCCAGCACAGUCACAGAAGGACUCGCCGGUCACGGGCACCGCACUGGGGAUGGAUGGCGGCAGCAUGGAGUACUCGGGGUCGGAGUCCGAGUCGCUGUGCUGGGAGAGAAGAGCCGGCUGUUCCUACCUGUUGCCCGCUCUCUACCCUCUCACCCUUGCCCUCUGUCCCUGUCCCACCCUGUCCCUGACCCACCCAGGAAAGGAUGGGGGUCCAGGCCUCCAGGGACUUCACAGUACCCCGAGCGCACAGCCAGGCUCCUUCCCAACGGGCUCUGGCUCUGCCCCAUUCUGCAUGACCAGGAGGGCCCUGGAGGCCCAGCCACUAAGCAGUAGCCAAGGCUGCCUGGCCUCCAAGUGGUUUCUAGAUGGUGGAUAAGCCCCAGGUCCACCCCACCUGCCCAGAGCUGAGAUGGUGUGGACACCUUCCCUGCUAGGCCAGCCCUGCAGGGGCCCCCAGGCAAGGCCACCACCCCCACACCAGGCCCAGCUGCAGCCACCUGGCCUCAGGGCAGUCCCCACCACACUGUGGCCCAACGACCUUCCUGUUACCUGAGCAGACCUGGCUCACCACAGGGUCCUACUGCCCAGUGCCCACUACAGGCCCCGCCCCUCCUGGUGCAGGUUUCAGCUGUCACCUCCCUGAGGCUUCUCCAGCCCCUUCACCCCUGUUCCAUUUUUCUUCUUUUGCUUCACUGAAGUUCUCCUUGGUCCUGAUUCUUGGCCUCUUCCCACCAUAAUGUGAGCUCCUUGUGGGAGGCAGUGCCCCUCCCAGCCUCCUCCCUGUCACAGGCUGUGUGGGGGCCACCCAGGGGCUGAAUGGACCGGGGGGUCAGCAGGGAGAGUGCUAAGUGGUCGUGGGGGGCUUGUGGCAGAGGCCUUGUGACAGUGAGGGUUGAGGGCUGGUCCAGAGAGGUGAUGUGAUCCCCAGGAGAAGCCACAGGGGACCAUGACAUGGGCGCCACCAGCUACCAGGUGAACGUGGACCUAUCCAAAGCCAGCUUCAGGGCAGGACACUGUCCUCUCUGGAGGGGAUGGCCCCACCCCACAGACAAGGCAGGCCCAGACAACUCUACCCCACUGCCUAGAAGUACGGGUCCCCAGAGCCAGGGUAGACCCCCUGAGUCAGGAGCCCGGGCACAGAACUGAGCACUUGCACUGCAGGCCCAGGGCCGGGUUCCCUGGAGAAGGAGAAAGACUGAAUGCCACUGCCUACCUCCUGCUCACAACACACUGCAGGCCCAUUUGGUGACACAGGACAAGCAGCACAUGUGUCGAACACUGCCGAGCCCGCAGGCACGCCUGCAUCCCACAGCCACGAGCCUGUCAGGCUCAGGCAUGUGACCUGCAGGAGCUGGAGGCGGGCGGGAAGGCAGGUGGGGGCCUCUCCCUGGCUGAAGCAGGGAGCUCCAGGAGACCCCAGGACGGCCCCCACCCGGUGGGUAAGGACCCUGUUUCCCAAUUUUCCCCCAAGGCCUAAUGGACCCACCGGGCUUAGGGAGUCCUCACUCGGACUGGGAGAGGAGCCCACCCCUCCCAGGACACCUGGCUGAGCCGGAACAGCAGCGCAGGGGAGCUGUGACAGCAGAGAGCAGCACCAGGUCACACAAGCAGCCGCCCCGGAAGGACACGGCCCAUGGUGACAGAGGACAAGCAGCAUGCGUGUGUCAGACACUGGCCUGGCCUGUGGACACGCCCGCAUCCCACAGCCAUGACCCUGCGAGGCCAGGAGAGACUGCUCCAGGGCACAUGACCUGUGGCAGCUGGAAGUGGGGCAGGGAGGCGCAGCCACACUCCUGCUCUGGUCGGAGGGAGAUCUCAGGAAACUGACUGGGAAAUCACCCCCCACAGGGACCCCCACCCCUCCCAGCCUCACUGCGCCCCAUCAGGCCAGGCAGCUGCCCUCAGGGUCUGCCAAGGUGGGAGUCAGGGGCCAUGGGUGCAGGUAGCUCUGCCUGCAAAGCCCACAAGCAUGUCAGAUCACCUGGGCUGCAGACAGACAAACACCUGAGCUGUUCUGAAUACCUUCAGGUUCCUAGCCUCCCUGAGCAAGUGCAGAAAUUUUUACCUUCAAGGAUCAGGGUUUUUUUGUUUGUUUUUUAACACACAUAUAUGUGAACAAAGAGUAUGUGUUUGUACUGGCAGAAGCAGCGUCUGGUAGGACAACCAGCAAGUUAACAAUGGUCACCUCCAGAAAUGGGCUGGGUAAACCAAAGAAUUUUUUUUUUUUUUUUUUGAGUCAGGCUCUAGCUCUGUCACCCAGGCUGGAACGCAGUGGUGUGAUCACGGCUCACUGCAGCCUUGACCUCCCUGGCUCAAGCAAUCCUCCCAGCUCAGCCUCCUGAGUCGUUGGGACUACAGGCACGUGCCACCACGCCUGACAAAUUUUUUAAAUUUUUGUAGAGACAGCGUUUCACCAUGUUGCCCAGGCAGGUCUCAAACUCCUGGGCUCAAGUGGUCCUCCAGCUUCAGCCUCCCAAAGUGCUAGGAUUAUAGGUGUGAGCCACAGUGCCCAGCCCCAUAGUGGAGAAUUUCUGUUGAAUGAACCAAAAGCAACUGCCAACCUCUCCAUACACCAUGUGUUUCAGAGGAGAAAGCACAGUGAAGAAUGCAGUGUGUUCUGAGGUCCUGUCACCCCUGAGGCUGUGUGUGUCCUUUGCCAAAUUAAAGAGUCUUACUGAA
This is a messenger RNA of Gorilla gorilla gorilla (western lowland gorilla), 4232 nucleotides long. RefSeq names its product essential meiotic structure-specific endonuclease subunit 2 (gene EME2). Bases 1 to 1398 code for a protein of 465 amino acids. The transcript has 7 exons. Lineage: Eukaryota; Metazoa; Chordata; Mammalia; Primates; Hominidae. Gene Ontology annotation, cellular component: nucleus; Holliday junction resolvase complex. The record is from RefSeq and is a predicted model, not a curated record. Gene Ontology annotation, molecular function: crossover junction DNA endonuclease activity; DNA binding. Gene Ontology annotation, biological process: resolution of meiotic recombination intermediates; double-strand break repair; replication fork processing.